GAUGCAGUGACUUAUGAUGAUGUGCAUGUGAACUUCACUGNGGAAGAGUGGAAUUUGCUGGAUCCUUCCCAGAAGAGUCUCUACAAAGAUGUGAUGNUGGAGACCUAUUGGAACCUCACUGCUAUAGGGUACAAUUGGGAAGACCAUCAUAUAGAAGAACAAUAUCAACGGUCUAGAAGACAUGAGAGAUGUAAUCAGUGUGGUAAAGCCUUUACAAGACCCAGUCAUCUCCAGUAUCAUAAAAGAACACACACUGGAGAGAAACCCUAUGAAUGUAAUCAAUGUGGCAAAGCCUUUGCAAAACCGAGUAAUCUCCAAACUCAUAAAAGAAUACACACUGGAGAGAAACCCUAUGAAUGUAACCAAUGCGGUAUAGCCUUUUCAAGUCAUAGUGGUCUCCAUAGACAUAAAAGAAUACAUAUUGGAGACAAUCUCUAUGAAUGUAAUCAAUGUGGUAAAGCCUUUUCAAGUCACAGUGGUCUCCAUAGACAUAAAAUAAUACAUACUGGAGAAAAACCCUAUGUAUGUAAUCAAUGUGGUAAAGCCUUUUCAUGUCCCAGUAAUCUCCACCGUCAUAGAAGAAUGCAUACUGGAGAGAAACCUUAUGAAUGCAAUCUGUGUGGUAAAUCCUUUGGAAGACCCAGUCAUCUUCAGUAUCAUGAAAGUAUACAUACUGGAGAGAAACCCCAUGAAUGUGAUCUAUGUGGUAAAGCCUUUGCAAUACCCAGUCAUCUCCAACGUCAUAAAAGAACACAUACUGGAGAAAAACAUUAUGAAUAUAAUCAAUGUGGUAAAGCCUUGUCACGUCAUAGUACUCUCCAUAGACAUAAAAGAAUACACACUGGAGAGAAACCCUGCGAAUGUAAUCAAUGUGGUAAAGCCUACUCAGAUGCAAGAACUCUUCAAUAUCAUACAAGAGCACAUACUGGAGAGAAACUGUGAACCUGAUUUAUUCAGCUCAUUCUUCCUCAUUCUCAAUUGAAAUAACAGAAGAUCAUCAGUAACCAAGAAACAUUUGUUCCCUUAUUUUAAAAAGCAAAAGAAAUUUCACAGUGUUACCUAUAGCAGUGAUAUUCUCUUCGGUCUCCAGCAUCACCUCUGCACAGAGACUUUUCUGGGAAGGGUCCAGCAAAUCGCCCUCUCCCCCUGUGAAGAUGAAAUGCACAUCAGCAGAACUCAUUGCAUCCUAAAGUAUCCCAUACACCUGUACAACACAAAUCAUGAUACUGACAACACUGUAAAUAAAUGUAUGCUGCCUUGACAAUAUAUUCAUAUGAUUCUGAUGCUUCUUCCACUUAUUUCCUGACACAGCAGUUAUAAUCUUAUCAGCCAAUUAUUUUAGAAGGAAACUGAAUUAUGAGGUUCACCUGUGUCAUUUCUGAGUCCUUUGAAUAGGAUAUAGC
Messenger RNA from Mus pahari (shrew mouse), 1403 nucleotides. RefSeq names its product zinc finger protein 120-like. The record is from RefSeq and is a predicted model, not a curated record. Lineage: Eukaryota; Metazoa; Chordata; Mammalia; Rodentia; Muridae. The transcript has 3 exons. The annotation marks the transcript as partial. Gene Ontology annotation, biological process: regulation of immune system process; regulation of cytokine production; negative regulation of transcription by RNA polymerase II.